CGUCGUUCUGCACGUUUCCAUGGCAACAGGUGUUGAAACAGACGACGUGGUGUGUGGGACGUCAGAUGAAUAAUGAAAGUGUAAUGUUUAAUAAGACGAUGUUUUCUGCACCAUGAGUCAUCUUUUAGGAGCUCAGGACUGUGUGGAGAAUCUGCGUAGAGAUGUGAUAGAUUUACAGGGCGCGCUCGUGGACGUGUUCUCGCGCACAGGACCGGUCCGUUUCCGGUCGUGGAAGUUCCCGGACAAAGAGUCGUGUGAUUUGGACCUGGUGCAGCUGCUGGAGCAGUAUGACUAUGUGGAGGGAGAGAAAGAGUUUAAUGAGCACUCACACACCGUGCUGUUAGAGCUGGUUAUUGACAGACUCUUGCUCCUGCUACAGAGUUUUAAUGCCUACAUGGAGCAGAUGUUAGGAGGACAGAGAGCAGGGGAUUGUGGGAAGGCAGGAGGCCCGGUGUGUGUCGGCCUGGUGGUGAGACGCUACUGGAAAAAUUUAAUCAGCUGCACCAGCCAACAGAGACAACAGAAACUGAGCGUCGUGUCCAGGCCGGAGAGCAGCACAGAGUCGGACCCCCGGACCUCCAGCUCCACCUCCCAGCACACGACGUCGUCUUUACCUGCAGCCUCCUGCAGCCUCCAAACGUCCCCUACGCCGUCGCUGAGGUGUCGCAGUGUGAGCUGUCAGACGGUGGAGUCUGCACUGGUGCCGUGUGCCGCCUGCGCUGGAGUCCAGUCGUCUCUGCAGGACAGCGCUCGUGCCGUGGCGUCUCUGUGCCAGGCUCUGGGUCUGUCCUGCUCGCUGUGGAGCUUCCUGCAGGCUGUGGAGGAAACGCUGCAGCUCGGCCGCCUCUCUGCCUGCGACCUGACUCUGUGGGCUCGAGAGCAGCAGGCGGAUCUGCGGCGAAUCCACGAACACGUCACUCACGUUCAGGAGAAGGCGGAGUCUCUCACACACACACUGCAGAGAGCAGAAGAGGAGAGAGACGAGCUGAGAGCACGGCUGGACAGAGAAAGGGAGAGCAGUGAGCGAGAGAGAGAGGAGAGGAGGAGGAGAGAGGACGAGUUGGAGAGAAGACUGGAGGAGGAGAAACUCAGACGAGAUGAAGAGCUGAAAACACAACGGGAGGAGAAGGAGGAGCUGAGAAAAGGAUCUGAGGCUUUAGAAGUGAAAAUCUCAGAACUGGAAGGAGAAUUAAAGCUGCAGAGAGAAUCACAGCAGUGUGUCGAGCAUGAGAGGGAUUCCCUAGUAGGUGAAGUGUACAGGCUUCAUCAGGAGGAAGUGAGAUGGAAGGAGACGGAGCAGAAGAAGAGAAAUCUGGAGUCGGAGCUCAGCGACACACGGAAGCUUCUGGAUACAGAGAGCGCAAAAUAUCACAGUAGUCAGCGCCAACAUGAGGCGAUGACGUUGAAGCAGCGUGCCCUGCUGGAGCGUACAGAGACACUGGUACAGCAGUGUGAGGAGCUACAGGUUCAUCUGGACAAGUGUGAGGAUGAGAAAGCUGAGCUCACUGACACACUCACACACACCACACAGGAGAAGAACACACUACAGGAACAGCUCACAGAGCAGAAGUCUGAGUUCCUGUCUCUAAAAGACGACAGAGAGAAGCAGUGUGUGCGACUCCGUGAGCUGGAGGACUGUGUGUCGAGGCUCACUGAGGAUUUACAACAAUCUAAAGAGAGAGAGAGAAUCCUGGUGGCUUUUCCUGAACUAAAUCCCCAACCCACUAAACUACAGAGUACAGGUGAUGUCCUGUGUGAUAUGGAGCAGCAGUUGAAGGUGAACUCGAUGAGGAUCAGGGUUCUGGAGCAGGAGAACGUGUCUCUGAUUAAAACCCUGGCAAAGCUGAAAGAUGCUCAGACCAUCAGACUCAGUGCAGGAGAUCAGACACCAGGUCCAAACUCAGGAAGCUCAGAAACGGCACGAAGAGCAACAGAAAACCCGAUGUCUUCUUCCUUUUCUUCUUCCUCUUCUUCUACUGUUGCUCUUCAUCAUCAGACCCUCAGUGUCUCUGUUGUUCCAGAACAGAAACGGCGCCCAGCUGCACGCACACACACUGCUGUGCUGAACCGUAGGAGGAAGUGAUGUCACCACCUGAUACUCACAUUCACACACUUUAGAAGAUUUAAAAAAAUGCUGUAAUAAUCAGUCUGUAUUCUGUAACAGCAGCGUCUUGUAACUGCCAUGAAGGACAUUUUUGACCAGUCGCUUUCUUAUAGUGGUGUCAUGAACACUGACAGUAACUGGGGCAAGUGACUCCUGCAGUUCUAUGGAUGUUGUUGUGGGGUCUUUUGUGACAUCUUUGAUGAGUCGUCGCUGAGCUCUUGGGGUAAUUUUGGUCGUCUGGCGACUCCUGGGAAGGUUCACCACUGUUCCAUGUUUUGGCCAUUUGUGUAUAAUGUCUCUAACUGUGGUUCACUGGAGUCCCAAAGCUUUAGAAAUGGUUUUAUAACCUUUUCCAGACUGAUAGAGUUCAAUUACUUUCUUUCUCAUUUGUUCCCGAAUUUAUUUGGACCUUUUGGUUUACUUCACUUUGUCAGUCAGGUUUAUUUAAGUGAUUUAAUGAUAGUGACCAAGUGUGACAGUAAUCAGGCCUGGGUGUAGCUAGAGAAAUUAUACUCAGGUGUAAUAACCACAGUUAUGUUAUGUUUUAACAGGAGGGCAAAUACUUUUUCACUCAUGUGGGUUUGAUUUUGUUUUCCCUUCAUAAUAAAAAGCUUCAUUUAAAAACUG
Tachysurus fulvidraco (yellow catfish) is the source of this 2731-nucleotide messenger RNA. RefSeq names its product coiled-coil domain-containing protein 157-like. The transcript is spliced from 9 exons. NCBI's taxonomy places the organism in Eukaryota, Metazoa, Chordata, Actinopteri, Siluriformes, Bagridae. The record is from RefSeq and is a predicted model, not a curated record. Bases 113 to 2083 code for a protein of 656 amino acids.